This is a messenger RNA of Helianthus annuus (common sunflower), 735 nucleotides long. RefSeq names its product maturase K-like. The transcript is spliced from 2 exons. The record is from RefSeq and is a predicted model, not a curated record. Gene Ontology annotation, biological process: mRNA processing. The annotation marks the transcript as partial. Lineage: Eukaryota; Viridiplantae; Streptophyta; Magnoliopsida; Asterales; Asteraceae. Gene Ontology annotation, cellular component: chloroplast.
ACCGAUCGGGGUCUGCGAUUAAUAUCUUCCCUAGAAAGGAAAGGGGUAGUUAAAUCCGAUAAUUUACGAUCAAUUCAUUCCAUAUUUUCUUUUUUAGAGGACAACUUUUCACAUUUAAAUUAUGUAUUAGAUAUACUAAUACCUUACCCAGCUCAUCUGGAAAUCUUGGUUCAGGCUCUUCGCUAUUGGAUCAAAGAUGCUUCCUCUUUGCAUUUAUUAAGAUUCUUUCUCCAUGAGUGUCAUAAUUGGGAUAGUCUUAUUACUUCAAAUUCAAAGAAAGCCAGUUCUUUUUUUUCAAAAAGAAAUCACAGACUAUUCUUCUUCCUAUAUACUUCUUAUGUAUGUGAAUAUGAAUCUGGCUUCCUAUUUCUCCGUAACCAAUCUUCUCACUUACGAUCAACAUCUUCUGGAGCCCUUAUUGAACGAAUAUAUUUCUAUGGAAAAAUAGAGCAUCUUGCAGAAGUCUUUGCCAGGACUUUUCAAGCGAAUUUAUGGUUCUUCAAAGAUUCUUUCAUGCAUUAUGUUAGGUAUCAAGGAAAAUCAAUUCUUGCUUCAAAAGGGACGUUUCUUUUGAUGAAUAAAAGGAAAGAUUACUUUUUCAAUUUCUGGAAAUCUUAUUUUUACCUGUGGUCUUAUCCAGGAAGGAUUUCUAUAAACCAAUUAUCCAAUCAUUCCCUUGACUUUCUGGGUUAUCGUUCAAGUGUGCGUCUAAAGCCAUAUUCAAUCAUUUCAUAA